Entamoeba invadens IP1 is the source of this 702-nucleotide messenger RNA. RefSeq lists its product as hypothetical. The transcript has a single exon. Gene Ontology annotation, cellular component: cytosol. Gene Ontology annotation, molecular function: thioredoxin peroxidase activity. The record is from RefSeq and is a predicted model, not a curated record. NCBI's taxonomy places the organism in Eukaryota, Evosea, Mastigamoebida, Endamoebidae. Gene Ontology annotation, biological process: cellular response to stress; cell redox homeostasis; hydrogen peroxide catabolic process. The coding region runs from base 1 to 702 and encodes 233 amino acids.
AUGAGUUGUGGGAAGGAGUGUAAGAAGGAAGAAAAGAAGGAGUUUUGCUGCAUGAAGCAGGAGAUGGUCUGCCCUAUAAAAAGAGCUUAUGGGAAGUUUUUGAACAAGUUUGAGAAAGCUUCUAUUGGACAUCAAGCCCCACUCUUUAAGGCAAAAUGUUUCUGUCCGAAGGGAACACUGACUGAAUUCAAUUUGGAAGAUUUUAAAGGCAAAUUUGUAGUCUUGUUGUUCUACCCACUUGAUUGGACUUUUGUCUGCCCAACGGAGAUGUUGGGAUAUUCGAAACUUGCCGAAGAAAUGAAGGAUGUCCAAUUUGUUGGCAUUUCUGUUGAUUCCGUCUUCACACACAAAGCAUGGUGCGACGCUCCAAAAGAAAUUGGAGGCAUUGGAAAGCUUGCCUUCCCACUUGUUUCCGAUAUCAAGAAAUGUAUUUCAAUCAAGUACAAUAUGUUGAACAUCGACGAAGGAAUUGCAAGAAGAGGGUAUGUCAUUAUCGACGACAAAGGCCUUGUGAGAUAUACUCAAACCAAUGACGAUGGUAUUGGAAGAAACACUGAAGAGACUAAGAGAAUCAUUGAGGCAAUUAAGUUCUCUGAUAAGCAUGGUGAUGUCUGUCCAUUGAACUGGGUUCCGGGAAAAGAUACUAUGAAGCCGACUCCAGAUUCCAUGGUGGAGUAUCUUAAAAAGCAUCAUCAAAAAUAA